CCCCCCUCUUCUCGCUCGGGGGCCAGGUACACUUGACGUCAGGAUGGCUGUCGUCGUUUUGACGUGUAAACACUCAUUUCCAUUCCGGCUCCGGAGGGUCUGUGAGCCUCGGGCAGCCGCGCCGGCAGGCAGGCAGGCAGGGCUCUUCUCCGCGCUAUCGCGUAGCAACGCGGCGCCGCAUCCCGCAUCCCACCCGGAUCCCGCCCGCAUCCUUCCCGCAUCCUGCCAUGGCCGGGAGGCGCUGGGCCGGCCGGUGCGCGGCCCUGGCCGUGCUCCUGGCUGCCUGGUCUCUGCCUCAAGGAGGCAGCGCCAGGCGGCUCUUCCUCAACGAGUGGGCAGCGGAGAUCCCGGCCGGCCCCGACGCUGCCAGAGCCAUCGCGGACGAGCUGGACUACGAUCUGGUGGGGCAGAUUGGAUCACUCAAAAACCACUACUUAUUCAGACAUAAGAGUCACCCAAGACGGUCCCGAAGAAGUGCUACUCAUAUGACUAAGAGACUUUCUGAUGAUGAGCGGGUAUCAUGGGCAGAGCAGCAGUACGAAAAAAAGCGAACCAAGCGUGCCUCAGUGAGAGACUCAGCAGAAAGUCUUUUCAAUGACCCUAUGUGGAAUCAGCAGUGGUAUCUGCAAGACACAAGAAUUACUCCAUCUCUGCCCAAACUGGAUCUCCAUGUUAUUCCUGUGUGGCAGAAAGGAUUUACAGGCAAGGGAGUUGUCAUCACAGUCCUAGACGAUGGAUUGGAGUGGAAUCACACUGAUAUCUAUGCUAACUAUGACCCGAAGGCAAGUUAUGAUUUCAAUGACAAUGAUCACGAUCCUUUUCCUCGAUAUGAUCCAACAAAUGAAAACAAGCAUGGGACACGGUGUGCAGGAGAAAUUGCCAUGCAAGCCAACAACAGAAAAUGUGGAGUUGGAGUAGCCUACAACUCCAGGGUUGGAGGUAUACGAAUGCUGGAUGGAAUAGUCACCGAUGCUAUUGAGGCCAGUUCAAUUGGUUUCAAUCCAGAACAUGUGGAUAUUUACAGUGCAAGUUGGGGCCCUAAUGACGAUGGCAAAACUGUGGAGGGACCUGGGAGGCUGGCACAGAAGGCUUUCGAGUAUGGGAUAAACCAGGGCCGUAAUGGGAAAGGUUCCAUUUUCGUGUGGGCUUCAGGGAAUGGAGGUCGUCAGGGUGACAACUGUGACUGUGAUGGUUACACUGACAGCAUCUACACCAUCUCCAUUAGCAGUGCUUCUCAGCAAGGGCUUUCUCCCUGGUAUGCAGAGAAGUGCUCUUCAACCCUGGCCACAGCAUACAGCAGUGGGGAUUAUACUGACCAAAGAAUUACAAGUGUUGAUCUUCACAAUGAAUGUACAGAAACUCACACAGGGACCUCUGCAUCUGCACCUCUGGCAGCAGGAAUUUUUGCUCUGGCACUGGAAGCAAACCCAGAUCUAACGUGGAGGGAUAUGCAGCACUUGGUAGUGUGGACCUCAGAAUAUGAUCCACUGGCUGGAAAUCCAGGAUGGAAAAAAAAUGGAGCAGGACUGAUGGUCAACAGCCGAUUUGGGUUUGGGCUACUCAAUGCCAAUGCUUUGGUGGAUUUAGCUGAUCCCAAAAGAUGGAAAGGUGUACCAGAAAAAAGAGAGUGUAUUGUCAAAGACAAGAGCUUUGAACCCAGAUUAUUAAGAGCAAAUGAAGAAGUCAUCAUUGAAAUUCCCACAAAAGCCUGUGAAGGUCAAGAGAACUCCAUUGCAUCUCUGGAGCACGUGCAGCUCGAGGCAACGAUUGAGUACUCCCGUAGAGGUGAUCUUCAUGUCACUCUGGUUUCUCCAUCAGGGACCAGCACUGUCUUGCUGGCUGAGAGAGAGAGAGACAAAUCUCCCAAUGGCUUCAAGAACUGGGACUUCAUGUCUGUCCACACAUGGGGGGAAAAUCCAACAGGCACCUGGAUUUUGAGAAUUACUGAUAUGUCCAGACGAAUACAAAAUGAGGGGAGAAUUGUAAACUGGAAAUUGAUUUUGCAUGGUACUACAACCCAGCCUGAACACAUGAAGCAGCCACGUGUGUAUACAUCCUACAAUGCAGUGCAAAAUGACAGAAGAGGAGUAGAGAAGAUGACGGAUCUUGUAGAAGACCAUACCACACUGGAGAGCCUGAGUGAAAAACCCAAAGCCACUGAAGAAACCAGCAGCAGCAGUGACAAAGCAGAAGAUAAAAUCCCAUCAGAGGCCAUGCUGCAUUUACUGCAGAGUGCUUUUAGCAGACAGAUGGAUCAGAAGCAGCUGCCAAAGAAGACCGCAAGCAAGAAGUUAAACAUUCCAUAUGAACACUUCUAUCAAGCCCUCAAAAAGUUGAACAAGCCCUCCCAGUUGAGAGGCUCAGAAGAAAGCUUGUACAGUGACUAUGUUGAUCUUUUUUACAAUGCCAAACCUUACAAGCAUAGAGAUGAUAGACUGCUGCAAGCAUUGGUUGAUAUCAUAAAUGAAGGAAAUUAACUGCUGGGUAUGCAUUGAGUUGAAAAUAUCAUUCUCCCCACCUGUAGUUUUUUUUUUCCAAAGUCUGUGUAUGCUUUAGUUGUUUGAUUGCUGCUUUGAUUGCUUCAUAUUUAAUACAAAUAUCAAGGAAGAGAAAAAACAUGUAUGAGGGGAUAAGGCAGGAAAAUUACACUUUUUAGUAUUAUCUUUUUUCAAAACCUUUCUUCAGAGUAGAUUUGCCCCUUCAGGCAUGAAAUGCAAUAGUACUCCCCUGAAAACCCUAAUACUAUAUUUUAAACAAUUUUCACAUUACUUAUCCUUCCACCCUCUUCACUGAAGCAUGCAGUAGGAUUCAAAACCUGAAUUACCAAGCAGUUUUGAACCAAACUGCCAAAGCUAUGGGGAUAUAUUCUCAUCCAUGGAUUUGUCAUGCAUACUGCAGUCUUUGUUAUAUUUGUCAUUUAUUCCGAUUUAAUACUUGCAGCCAGUACUGCUUCCAUCACAGGUGUUUUGUUCCUUCUCCAAACAAUGCUCCCUUGCCCUUCUGUUGUCCUGUAAUGGAACAUCUGAGAGGCUGGGGUUGGACUGGGGCAUCAUUGAACACUGAUGAAGUUAUUCACAAUUUAGACUACAGAGAGAAACACACUAAUAAAAAAGAGUCCCCAGUGAGGCGUUCCAGCCCAUGGGAUGGCAUUCUCUCCAGCUGACUUGGGACUUACCCAACUGAAGUGCCUGAAUUAUGAGCCUGGACAGAGUCUCACUUCAGAGCACUUGGCUUUCUUUUCAUGGAUUAUGAAUCACCUGAUGGAGUACCGAUCUAUUUGUGUCAAUUAAUUGAGCCUUGGGCUCCAACCACCUACCUGUGGAGCCUCAGUUGGGUCUCUAAAGUAGUUCAGCUGCCUUCUGAGAUGCCUACAUCUGCAAGGAAUCAGGUCAAGUGAAACAGAAAAGGUAGCUGCUGCAGAAAAGUCCACCCAAAGACUGUAAAAUUCCCAAAACAUCUAGGAAGACAAGGCAAAAUUGUCUGAGAUUUUAAAAAUAAAAUGCCCUGAGAGGGGUGAUAAUGGAAUGUGGAUUGAGAAGAAAAUGUUGAGGCAGAGGUGGCUCACUGAAAGCAAAUAGAGUGAGCAGCUCUCUAACAUUAGCAGUUUUCCACACAUACCUCUUUAAAGAGAGUCAAAAUUAUAUAUUAUUUGGCUUCUCAUAAUUAAAAAAAAAAAAAACAAAACUAAACAAAACAACAACAACAACAACAAAAAACACAUUGGAUGUUCAGAAAAGGUAGGGGAUCUAGAACAAGGCAAUGAAAAUUCCCAGGGGAUAGUUGUCUCCUUGAAGUGCUAAAGAAAACCCCCAAAAAGUGCUGACUGCUUUUUACUUUUCUUCUUGUCUACUACUGAAAUGUGUUUUGCAGACUCUCUAGAAGUAUUUGAUUAGAUUCUUCUUCUCUGUCUAUUCCUUAAAAUUAUGCAAGUGUCUCUAAGGAAAGAAUUUUACAUUUUGCUCAUAAUCCAUCAGUUCAAAUACAAGUUUUUUCAAAUUUCA
Messenger RNA from Oenanthe melanoleuca, 4001 nucleotides. It is a transcript of the gene PCSK1, whose product is annotated as proprotein convertase subtilisin/kexin type 1. Gene Ontology annotation, biological process: protein processing. Gene Ontology annotation, cellular component: Golgi membrane; trans-Golgi network. The transcript has 14 exons. The record is from RefSeq and is a predicted model, not a curated record. NCBI's taxonomy places the organism in Eukaryota, Metazoa, Chordata, Aves, Passeriformes, Muscicapidae. Bases 228 to 2477 code for a protein of 749 amino acids. Gene Ontology annotation, molecular function: serine-type endopeptidase activity.